Molecule: messenger RNA, 1317 nt
Organism: Coprinopsis cinerea okayama7#130
Lineage: Eukaryota; Fungi; Basidiomycota; Agaricomycetes; Agaricales; Psathyrellaceae
Exons: 3
Coding region: 1-1317 (438 amino acids)
Source: RefSeq, a predicted model, not a curated record
AUGCCUCUGGAUGGGCAUUCAUACUUGGUCUCGCAGGGAUGGGGCGGUAAAGGCACUGGUCUCCGCCAAGGAGCCAUAAGCAAACCCAUCAUCAUCGCGCAAAAGAAAAACCUCGCUGGACUGGGCAAAGAUAGAGACGAGGCUUUUCCGUUCUGGGAUCACCUGUUCUCGGCGGCGGCAAGCUCAAUUAAACUAAAAGUCGACGACUCGGACGACGAGAAUACGACGAGCAGCGACGAUGGGGGGAACAAGUUUGCACUCAAACGCACGCAAACGGGUAUAAUCUCUAAUCGCAGGCCCAUAGCCGGCACACCCGCUACAGGCUCAGGCUCCUCCACCCCCUCAGAUAUCACCUCCACCUCCGACAACACCCCUCAAUACACACUAAUCGUCCGCGCCAAACGCGAAGCUGCUCGACGAGGGCUGUAUUCACGCUUUUUCCGCGGUCCGACGCUGGGCCCUGAUACCUCUAUCGAACGGGGGAUGAAAGAGUCGUCACCUUCACCACAAUAUCCUGUGGAAGAUGACAGUAAGGCUACUACUGCCGGAGGCUCACAGUUGGAUGUGGUCAAGACCAUAGUGGCCAACCAGAGCUCUUCGAAGAACUCGACGAGUAUAGAUGGGAUGUUGCAGAAGAAGAAGCAGAAGCGGUCGAAGGGAGAUGACGAAGAUGAUAGUUCGUCGCCCAGGGUUGACGACGAAGAAGUGCCGAAGAAGAAACGGAAGAGAGAGGAUGGAGAGGAGAAAGUGAAGAAGGACAAGGAGAAGGAGGACGGGAAGGACAAAAAUGACAAGGCAGAGAAGAAGGAGAGGAAAGAUAGAAAAGAAAAGGGCAAGGAGAAGAAGGACAAGGAUAAGGAGGGUAAAAAGAAGAAGGAGAAACGGGCCAACGAGUCGAAGGAUGGCGAAAAGAAGGAGAAAAAGGUCAAGGCCAAAAGCGACGACAAAUCCUCCAAGAAAUCCUCCAAGCAAGGGAAGGAUAAGGAGUCCAUCGAGGACGAUUCUACGCAGGCCUCCAAGGUUGAAAAGGAGCGUAAGAAAGAGAAGAAAGAAAAGUCGAGAAAGUCAAAGUCCAAAUCUUCAUCUCCAUCGGCAGAAGACACCUCCCCAUCCCCAUCCUCCGAUUCCCCAGACGACAAGAACCCUUCCAAAAAAUCCGACAAGAAACGGAAACGUUCCGAACUCGAGGACACCACAGAACCCAGUGGCGAGUUCAAGGAGAAGGACAAGAAGCGCUCAUGCCAGACAGUGGACGACGACCAACCUCUCAAGAAGAAGAAAAAGAAGCGGAAGACCGAGGAGGAAUCUGAUUCCUAG